This is a messenger RNA of Symbiodinium sp. CCMP2456, 193 nucleotides long. The record is from the annotation of a GenBank genome assembly. NCBI's taxonomy places the organism in Eukaryota, Dinophyceae, Suessiales, Symbiodiniaceae.
GCAUUCGUCGAUGGCCGCGCGGAUGCCCCACACGAGCUUCGAAGCUGCGGGGAUCGGCUGCUACCACAGCUCUGGCCUCUCUCGAAGAUUUCAGCUCGCCAGGUGACCUUGCCGACAGGCUUCGACUUGCCCCAUUGUGGGCUACAUGGAGAGGCGCCACCACUCAAAGCAGAGCUGGGGGUGGUCCUGGUAU